Mercurialis annua (annual mercury) is the source of this 1255-nucleotide messenger RNA. Its product is annotated as mediator of RNA polymerase II transcription subunit 18. Bases 243 to 896 code for a protein of 217 amino acids. The record is from RefSeq and is a predicted model, not a curated record. Gene Ontology annotation, molecular function: transcription coregulator activity. Gene Ontology annotation, cellular component: core mediator complex; mediator complex. NCBI's taxonomy places the organism in Eukaryota, Viridiplantae, Streptophyta, Magnoliopsida, Malpighiales, Euphorbiaceae. Gene Ontology annotation, biological process: termination of RNA polymerase II transcription; regulation of transcription by RNA polymerase II. The transcript has 6 exons.
UUCUUCUCAUGUAUUUAUUUUUUAAAGAAACUAUUCUGGAUACGAGCUCUAGGGUUUCCAGUUCUAUAUAAUGGCGAAUGAAAAAAAGAAAGAAACGAUAACCAAUCCGACCUUGUAUCCGUUCCAUUCACCUUGACGACACAAUUAUGAGCGAAAGGAACACAAUUACUUAAAAACAAUUUGUUUUUAUGAUAAAGAAAUGCUAGGAAUUCUUUCUUUACUUUGAAAGAAAGAGAAUCACAAUGGAGUGUGUGGUACAGGGGAUCAUUGAGACCCAGCAUGUUGAGGCCCUUGAGAUUCUUCUUCAAGGUCUUUGUGGUGUUCAGAGAGCGCGCCUAAGGAUUCAUGAGUUCUGUCUGAAAAGUGGUCCUAAUCUUGGUCUUGUUUCUUCAGAGGUUCGACUUUUGUGCGACCUUGAGCAGCCAGAACCUGCUUGGACUGUUAAACAUGUUGGAGGUGCAAUGAGGGGUUCUGGGGCUGAUCAAAUCUCUGUCCUGGUGAGGACUAUGGUGGAAAGCAAAGCAAGCAAGAACGUGCUUCGCUUAUUUUAUGCCCUGGGCUACAAAUUGGACCAUGAGUUGCUGAGAGUGGGGUUUGCAUUCCAUUUCCAAAGAGGUGCUCGGAUAACUGUUAAGGUGUCUUCUGUUAACAAGAUGACUAGAGUACAUGCAACUGACGAGGCUGUGCCAGUAACUCCGGGCAUACAGCUUGUUGAAGUAACAGCGCCUGCAAUACCUGAAAAUUAUUCUGAAGUUGCUGCUGCAGUAUCAUCCUUCUGUGAAUAUCUUGCUCCGCUUCUGCAUUUGUCAAAACCCGGUGUUUCAACAGGGGUUGUUCCAACUGCCGCUGCUGCAGCUGCAUCUCUUAUGUCAGAUGGUGGAGGCACAACUUUGUAGCGGCGAUGUAACAGUGCUUGAUAUUGAGGGAUAAUUGUAUUGGCAACGGAAACUAUGGAUUAGCACGAUUCUUAUUUAUUCUUAACCCUGCAUCUGUGUAGAAAGGGAUUGCUUCUCAUGGGUGGAUAAAUGUGAUAACAAGUCAAAACCUGAGGAUUUUUUUUAAGGUUGGAGUUGUUUCUUGGGAUGCAUUAUGUGGGGCAACGACGAGUGAAGUGUUUUUUGGGCUUAUUUUUACCUUGUAUUGUACUUUACUUUUAUGUGAUGUGAGCUUGGGAAUAUAAUUAGCCUAGGUCCGAAAUUUGGCCAUUUGUAUUGAAGUUGUAGUUUGCAGUUAAUUGAUACUACAUUUUAUUGAA